Eriocheir sinensis (Chinese mitten crab) is the source of this 2009-nucleotide messenger RNA. Its product is annotated as organic cation transporter protein-like. Bases 209 to 1999 code for a protein of 596 amino acids. Gene Ontology annotation, molecular function: transmembrane transporter activity. Gene Ontology annotation, biological process: transmembrane transport. The transcript has 12 exons. NCBI's taxonomy places the organism in Eukaryota, Metazoa, Arthropoda, Malacostraca, Decapoda, Varunidae. The record is from RefSeq and is a predicted model, not a curated record. Gene Ontology annotation, cellular component: membrane.
UGUGAAAUAAAUCAUCCUAUCUGCUUACUCACACGUAUCUAUCUAUAAUCUUAUCACAAAGGUAAUCACAAACAGAAAUUCAGAUUUAGUAGAUUUUAACCAGCCAAGGGAACAAGUUACUUUCGAAGCUGGCUCUCGGCAGUCUAUCACGUCCAGACAGUGUACCAGGCAGACAACCACAUCGGGCAAGAGGAUUACUGAGGGAAAGAUGGUCACGGAGGAGGUCAACCCUCACACAGAGGGAAGACCCAGUGAUAAAAAGUCCAAAAUGUCAACGUUCGAGGACUUGCUCGAGCUAGCUGGGACACGCGGCACAUGGAACAUCAUCAUGUUCUGCAUGUGUGCCACUUGUACGUUCAUUUCCCCUAUGCAAAUAUUGUCGUAUCAGUUCCUGGGAGCAACUCCAGACUACUGGUGCAGCGUUGAGCCCCUGCGGGAAGCCAACUGGACCCAGGACCAAGUUCUCAGCUUCGCCAUCCUCUUUAGCAACUCCACAGGGCAGCACGAGACCUGCCUCAUGUACGACUACAACUACACGGCGGCGGCGGAGAUGGGUUAUGACGCCGCCAUGGCCAACAGGCCGUCCCUCGCCGGAGACUCCGACGACCCCAUCAAGUGCUACUCGAGAGACUUCAACCGGACACAGUACAAGUCCACCGUGGUCACGGAGUGGGACUUGGUGUGCGAGCGACGCGUCCUCUACUCCACCACGCAGUCAGUCGUCAUGGGCGGGAAGUUCAUCGGCGACAUCGUCUUUGGUUACCUCAUUGACUUGCGGGGGCGUCGACCACCGGCAGUUGUAUGCGCCUUCUUCUACAGUUUGUCGUCCUUCCUCGCCGCUGCGUCCCCGUCCGUCGGGAUCUAUAUACUCCUCAAAACUAUCGCCAGUAUAAUGGAGGACGGACUGUAUCUUAGUCUCUUCAUCUUUGUGAUGGAGACAACAGCUACCAGGUACCGUGCAGCUGCCGGCGCGUUGUUCGUGAUUCCCUGGGCCUUGGGGUACAUGCUGGUGCCAGGGAUCGCCUACCUGCUGCCUGAAUGGAAGUUAAUGCAGGUGGCUUACGCCGUUCCCACGCUCUGGGGUAUUGUAUAUUUUGUGUGGCUGCCGGAGUCCCCCCGGUGGCUAAUUAUGCAGGGCCGCCACAAAGAGGCGCUCAAGGUGUUGACCCAAGCGGCCAAAGUGAACAAGAAGACGCUUCCCCCAGAUGACCAGAUGAUAUCAGCCAUGACCCUCAUAGGAAGGCAGCCUGCUUCGAAGAAAGAGGACAAGUCCAGUGUGUGGUCCCGCAUAUCGUCAACUCUGAAGGGGUUCUUCAUGGUGCUCAUCUUGCGGGAGUUCAGAGUGAGAACGUUGGUCGUCUUCUUCUGCUGGUUUUCCGUUUCCAUGGUGUACUACGGUGUCGCCCUUAAUGCCGACAACAUCAACACGAACCCCUACCUCUACGUGUUCCUGGGGGGGCUGAUGGAGAUACCGUCCUACCUGCUGUUGUGGCCGGCGCUCAUCUUCAUCGGCAGGAAAUGGUCACUGGUGGCAGUAUAUCUGAUAUGCGCCGUCUGCAUCUUUAUGGUCAUGACACUCAUCCUGCUGGAGCCAGAGAAUGCAGACUGGGCCGUUAUGACACUCGCUCAGAGCGGCAAAGUUGCCGUCACCGCUGCGUUCCAAUUGUUGUGGGCGUACACGGCUGAGCUGUACCCCACCAACUUCCGUACCCUUGUUGUGGGGCAGAGCAGCAUGUUUGGGAGGGUGGGCUCAGUCUGCUCCCCGUAUAUCAACGACCUCAUGGGCGCCGCAAUCGCAUGGGGACCAUCGGCGCUGUUCGGCGCGGUGUCGCUCGUGUCGGCCGUCCUCACGCUGCUGCUGCCGGAGACCCGACACUUGGACCUCAGUGAACCCGAGGAAAAGCAAGAAGAGGUGGAAAGGAAUGAACUGGAAGACCAUGAUGCUGACAGGAAUGCAGCGGAAGGAGUCACAAAUUUGUCAUAUAUACCGGAAAAGUGACGGCAGAGAC